Neolamprologus brichardi is the source of this 2376-nucleotide messenger RNA. RefSeq lists its product as uncharacterized. The record is from RefSeq and is a predicted model, not a curated record. Gene Ontology annotation, biological process: cell adhesion. Gene Ontology annotation, cellular component: membrane. NCBI's taxonomy places the organism in Eukaryota, Metazoa, Chordata, Actinopteri, Cichliformes, Cichlidae.
CACAAGUGGUGCUUUAUCCACACCAUCCUGCUCUGGGUAAGAGGAAACCCUAAAGUCCCUUGGCUCAACCAGCUUCUCGUCUUCUUUCCCUCUCUUUUUACUCACACCGGUUGGACGUGUGUCCGCUCAGGACCAGAAUGGCAGCAUCCUCCGCACAGAAAACACACAGGCCCUGCAUAAUGCCGCCUUUUGCUUUGCUCCUCAUCGUUUCAUUUUUAAAUGCAGGAGUCAUGGCGCAGACAGACGAACCUGUGAAACAAGAAACAGCGGCGGCUGUGGGAUCGUCGAUAGUACGUGGAGACAUGGUCCAAAAGCCAUCACAAUUUCCUGCAAAUGAUGAUUCACAAGGUCAAAAGUUGGUAUAUCCUACUGAUGAACAAGGAACUCAAGCGUCUACAGCAGCUACAACUACACAGAAGCCGGGAGACAAUGAUUACAGUCAAACUGAAGCUACACAGAAGGCAUUUGGUGCAACAGAAUUUGUGGUACACACGGAAAUUCUAGAAUCAGAUACUCCAGCACCUUCAAGAGGUGACGGACCUAACAAUAAACCAAAGCCGGUGCCAAAGGAUGAUGUUAGAUGCGUGAGCAAAGAGGUUAUCGAAGACAGAAGUGCUGUCAGUCUGAAACUCAAGGCAUCCUCCAAUUGUGAGGAAUCUAAAGUGAAAAUUCAAAGCGUUCUACAAGAGCUAUGUAGUGAGGACUGUAAACUAGAGAUCUAUCAGGAAAACAACUCAGAUGAAAUCCUUGUGUCUGGGAAAUAUGUUGAAGAUGAUGUUACAGGCAUGGCUAACAAGUUCAACAACGACAACAUAAAAGACAAGACUGAUGUGAAGGAGGCUGUUCCUCGCUGGGGAAAGAACUCAAAGUUGGUACUGGUUUCCUUGCUGCUGACUGGCCUGUUGCUGGCUGCACUGCUGGUAGCUGGUUAUUACCUCAAGACGCACCGCAAGAACUCAAAAGGAGUCCGACUGGCCGAGUCUUUUCAGGUUGAUGAGGAGAACCAGGCCAAUACACUGGUGUCUGUUGCACCCCUGCCCCAGGAGCCAGUUGAUAAGCCCACUGUCAAUGGAGAGUCUCCUCCAGAAAAUGGGACCAACGCUACUCCCACUACCAAUGGACACUCUGCCACCCAGACCCCCGUGGCUGACACAGAGAUGUGAAUCACGACACCUUCAACCUCUUUUGCCAGUCAUCCUGUGGGACCCACUGGUCUCUCAUCCUCAGUGUGCAAAUUGAGAUAAAUUCAACAAUUUUUCUCUCCUCAAUCCAUGCCAUUCUGAAUGAUAACAACAACAACAACAAAGUCCCUGCUGACAACAUAAUGACAGCGGGGACUGUUCCUCCAAUGUGAAAAGUUUGGGAAUACUUACUUUUGCCAAAUUCAAGAGACGCUAUGCACGCUGACUGACUGGGAUUUGUCUUUUGACUUUAAUAUAGUUGAAACAAUCUUUGUAGGAUAGUCAAAUAAUGUCAUAUAUGUCAUAUAAUGUUGAUUCGUGACAAAGAAGCAGAAGAUGCUUUGUUAUUUCAACCAACAAUUGUGUUGCAGUGAAACAGUGAAGCCAGGCAGCUGAAUGGUGACCAGUUUUUAUACCGUUUGACUCGGCUAUAAAAAGGACUGACACUCUCCCAUCACUUUUUUUUGAAACACUUCUGUAUUUGCCAUAAACUAAAUGGUUUUAGCUUGAAUUGACUGAAUUGGCUGAAUUUUCUUUUUAAUACAAGUAAUUGUCAAACUGCAAUUUAAAAAAAAGAAGCCAUAUUUCCAUUUAUUACAGACACCAAAAAUCUGUUGACAUAACAUAAGCAUAGAUUAAAUAGCAAGAAUCAUGAUUUUUGGUAUCAUUGAGGUAUAAAAAUGUUAAUAAGCUAUUCAUGUCAGUAAAUGUCCGCUGAAAAUCACACAGUUGCCUCAGUGCUUUAGACUCUAGCCAAGUGAAAAGUUCAAAUUUUUUAACUGACCUCUGAUCAAAGUUGAAUUGUUUCAGAGAACAAAGUGCAUUUCUAUUUUUGUGGUUGCAUGGUUUUCACUAAUGUACAGAUUGUUUAAUUUUUCUUUUCAACAAAUCAAGAUCUUCUCUACUCUUACCACUGUCUCAGAACAUGAUGAAGCACAGCAGCAGGUCAAUUUUAUAGGGAAAAGUGGGAGGAAAACAAAUGACACAAUGACAAAUACAAUCAGUGUCAUUGGCACAUGUCAGUUCAGCAUUCCCAAGGCUGCUCUUAUCACCUUGUUGAUAGACACGUACACAUUUUGUGCUUCUCUUUUAAAUAACUGGCUUCUUUUUUUUGAUAUACUACACAUGUAAAUACGUUUGCUUUCUCUGUUAGUAGUGCCUGUGUCUGAUUUAUAAACUGUGAUUCUUGACAAUA